Messenger RNA from Galleria mellonella (greater wax moth), 748 nucleotides. RefSeq lists its product as uncharacterized. Gene Ontology annotation, molecular function: DNA binding. The record is from RefSeq and is a predicted model, not a curated record. NCBI's taxonomy places the organism in Eukaryota, Metazoa, Arthropoda, Insecta, Lepidoptera, Pyralidae. The transcript has 2 exons. The coding region runs from base 146 to 673 and encodes 175 amino acids.
GGAGAGUGGGGGAAUUGAGAACGGCGGGUAAUUGGGAACAGCUAGGUAAAUAAUACUUCCCCCCACUUUACACCGUCCCGCGCUUAUUCAACAGACGCAUCCAGCGCCCCUAAGUGUACACCAAAUAGUAAGAGUGAAAGGCCACAUGUACCCUGUCACGAUGUCUCGAAACUAUAUACGAAAGACUGAAUCGAAAUACAAAAUUGAAGAUCUUCGCCAUGCAGUUGAAGAUGUUAGAAAUAAGAAGCUCACAUUAGGCCAAGCUGCUACCAAAUAUUCGAUACCAAAAUCAACAUUAUUCAAACAAUUAAAACAAAACAAAGUCAAGACACUAAAAAAAGGUCGAUCUGCUGUAUUUAAUAGAGAACAAGAAGACCAGCUAGGAAAAUAUAUACUUGAUUGCUGCAAGACUUUUUAUGGAAUAACACCAAGUUCAUUACGUAGAAUUGCUUUUCGAUUUGCUGAAGCUAAUAAGCUGAAACACAAUUUUAACAAAGAAACCCAGCUGGCAGGGAAAGACUGGUACUAUGGCUUCAUAUCUCGACAUCCUUCCAUCAGUUUACGGAUACCAGAAGCUACUUCACUUAAUAGAAUAACGGCUUUUAACGUCACCGAAGUGAAUCUGUUUUUUGAUCAACUAAAAAUUAUCCAAACAAAACACAAUGUAAUGUAAAAUGUAAACUGUGCCUCUUGCCGAAAUCAUUAAUGUGCCUAUCAUUCCUAAAACAAGAACCAUUUCAGUGCAACA